CUGAUUUCUGUUCAAUGCUUUAUUACGAUGAGAACUGAAGUUGGAAAGGGGUGUGAAACUGACUUUCCACAGUGGAGAUCCUUGCUUCACUUGGCUUGCUCAAAUUCACAUUUGUAGGGUUGCCAACUGCAGCUUGUAGACACAAUGACAGACUCAGUAAUUCUUCGCGGUGUGAAGAAAUGUGGAGAGGAGAAUCAUGCUUUUGAAUCAGAUGGAUCAUGUGACAAUGAUAAGAAAUCAAGGUUACAAGAUAAGAAGAAAGGUGAAGGUAUUCAAGUUGGCUUCUUUCAACUGUUUCGAUUUUCUUCAUCGACUGACAUCUGGCUGAUGUUUGUGGGAAGUUUAUGUGCAUUGCUCCAUGGAGCAGCCCAGCCAGGCAUGUUCAUUAUUUUUGGUAUGAUGACAGAUAUUUUUAUUGAGUAUGAAACUGAAAAACAAGAACUCCAGAUUCCAGGAAAAGCAUGUGUGAAUAACACCAUAGUAUGGAUCAACAGCUCCUUCAACCAGAACAUGACAAAUGGAACACCUUGUGGGUUAUUGGACAUUGAAAGUGAAAUGAUGACGUAUGCUGGCAUCUAUGCAGGACUUGGUGUGGCAGUGCUUAUCAUAGGAUACAUUCAAAUCUGCUUUUGGGUAAUUACUGGAGCCCGUCAGAUACGGAAAAUGAGGAAAUUGUACUUUCGGAGAAUAAUGAGGAUGGAGAUUGGAUGGUUUGACUGCACUUCUGUGGGAGAGCUGAAUUCAAGAUUCUCCGAUGAUAUUAAUAAAAUCAAUGAUGCCAUUGCUGACCAAUUAGCCAUUUUCAUUCAGCGAUUGUCAACGGCCAUCUCUGGGAUCCUGAUAGGAUUUUACAGGGGUUGGAAACUGACCUUGGUUCUUAUUUCUGUCAGCCCUCUCAUUGGGAUUGGAACAGCCAUCAUCGCUCUGAGUGUGGCCAAGUUCACAAACCUGGAGUUGAAGGCCUAUGCCAAAGCAGGGUCUGUGGCUGAUGAAGUCAUUUCUUCUAUUCGAACAGUGGCUGCUUUCGGUGGUGAGAAAAAAGAGGUUGAAAGGUAUGAGAAAAGUCUUGUGUUUGCCCAGCGCUGGGGAAUUAGAAAAGGGAUGGUGAUGGGAUUCUUCACGGGGUACAUGUGGUGCCUCAUCUUUCUUUUUUAUGCGCUGGCAUUCUGGUAUGGCUCCACACUCAUCCUAGAUACCGAAGAAUAUACACCAGGCACCUUGGUCCAGAUUUUCCUGUGUAUCAUUGUAGCAGCUAUGAAUAUUGGUCAUGCAUCUUCAUCAAUGGAAGCCUUUGCCACUGGGCGAACAGCAGCUGCCACCAUUUUCCAGACAAUAGACAGGAAACCCCUUAUUGACUGCAUGUCAGAUGAUGGCUACAAGCUGGAUCGAAUCAAGGGUGAAAUUGAGUUUCAUAAUGUGACUUUCUACUACCCUUCUAGACCUGAUGUCAAGAUUUUAAAUAACCUCAGCAUGGUCAUCAAACCAGGGGAAAUGACAGCUCUGGUGGGAUCCAGUGGAGCUGGGAAAAGUACAGCAUUGCAACUCAUUCAGAGAUUCUAUGACCCUAGUGAAGGCAUGGUGACUCUAGAUGGCCAUGACAUUCGCUCUCUUAACAUCCGGUGGCUGAGAGAACAGAUUGGGAUAGUGGAGCAAGAGCCAGUUCUUUUCUCCACCACGAUUGCAGAAAAUAUUCGUUAUGGUAGAGAAGAGGCCACAAUGGAAGACAUAGUCCGAGCUGCCAAGGAAGCCAAUGCCUACAACUUCAUCAUGGCCCUGCCACAGCAAUUUGAUACCCUUGUUGGAGAAGGAGGAGGCCAGAUGAGUGGUGGCCAGAAACAAAGGGUAGCCAUUGCUAGAGCCCUCAUACGAAAUCCCAAGAUCCUGCUUUUGGACAUGGCUACCUCAGCAUUGGACAACGAGAGUGAAGCCAGAGUACAAGCAGCACUGAAUAAGAUUCAGCACCAACACACAGUCAUCUCUGUUGCCCAUCGCUUAUCCACAGUCAGAGCUGCGGAUGUGAUCAUUGGUUUUGAACAUGGUGUAGCAGUGGAAAGAGGUACCCAUGAAGAGCUGUUGGAAAGAAAAGGUGUCUACUUCACACUUGUGACCCUGCAAAGCCAUGGAGAUAAAACCCUGGAGGAAAAGAACAUAAAGGGGAAAGAUGCAACUGAGGGUGACUCACUUAAAAGGACCUUUACCAGAGGGAGCUACAGGAAUAGUUUAAGGGCUUCCCUCCGGGAACGCUCCAAGUCUCAGAUUUCUGGCCUGACACACGAACCUCCGUUGGCUAUUGUUGAUCAUAAGUCUACUUACGAAGACAGCAAGGACAAGGAUAUUCCUGCAGAAGAAGUUAAACCUGCCCCAAUUAGGAGGAUUCUGAAAUUCAAUGCCCCAGAAUGGCACUACAUGCUGGUCGGGGCUUUGAGUGCAGCAGUUAACGGGGCAGUCACGCCAAUGUAUUCAUUUGUAUUCAGCCAGAUUCUUGGGGCUUUUUCACUACCUGAUAGAGAGGAACAAAAGUCACAGAUUUAUGGCAUGUGCAUAUUUUUUGUAAUCCUGGGCUGUGUAUCCUUUUUCACCCAAUUUCUGCAGGGAUACAAUUUUGCUAAAUCUGGGGAGUUCCUCACAAAAAGGUUGCGUAAAUUUGGCUUCCAGGCAAUGUUAGGACAAGACAUUGGCUGGUUUGAUGAUAUCAGAAAUAACCCUGGAGUACUGACAACAAGGCUUGCUUCAGAUGCCUCUCAAGUUCAAGGGGCUGCCGGCUCUCAAAUUGGGAUGUUGGUCAAUUCCUUCACUAACGUCGUUGUGGCCAUGAUCAUUGCCUUCUUCUUUAGCUGGAAGCUCAGCCUGGUUGUAGUGUGCUUCUUCCCUUUCUUGGCUUUAUCAGGAGCCUUACAGACAAAAAUGCUGACGGGAUUUGCCUCUCAAGACAAACAAGCUCUGGAGACGGCAGGACAGAUUACCAGUGAAGCCCUCAGUUACAUCCGCACAGUUGCUGGAAUUGGAAUGGAGAAGAAGUUUAUUGAAACAUUUGAAGUUGAGCUGGAGAAGUCAUUUAAGACAGCCAUUAAAAAGGCGAAUGUCUAUGGAUUCUGCUUUGCCUUUUCUCAAAGCAUAACAUUCAUUGCAAAUUCUGCUUCCUAUAGAUAUGGAGGGUACUUAAUUCCCAACGAAGGACUCCAUUUCAGCCAUGUGUUCAGGGUGAUCUCUUCAGUUGUGUUGAGUGCAACUGCUGUUGGAAGAGCCUUCUCUUAUACCCCAAGUUAUGCCAAAGCUAAAAUAUCAGCUUCACGCUUUUUUGAACUGCUGGAUCGAAGACCCCCAAUUAAUGUAUACAGUGGUAUGGGUGAAAAAUGGGACAACUUCCAAGGGAAGAUUGAUUUUGUUGAUUGUAAGUUUUCAUAUCCUUCUCGACCUGACACCCAAGUUCUGAAUGGUCUCUCAGUGUCUGUGAAUCCAGGGCAGACGCUGGCAUUUGUUGGAAGCAGUGGAUGUGGCAAAAGCACCAGUAUUCAGCUGUUGGAACGUUUCUAUGAUCCUGAUCAAGGGAAGGUGAUGAUAGAUGGUCAUGAUAGUAAAAAAGUAAAUAUUCAGUUCCUUCGCUCCAACAUUGGAAUUGUUUCCCAGGAACCAGUGCUGUUUGCCUGUAGCAUAAUGGACAACAUCAAGUAUGGGGCCAACACCAAAGACAUCUCCAGGGAAAGAGUCAUAGCAGCUGCAAAGCAGGCUCAGCUGCACGACUUUGUCAUGUCACUUCCAGAGAAAUACGAAACUAAUGUUGGGACCCAGGGCUCUCAGCUCUCUCGAGGAGAGAAACAACGCAUUGCUAUAGCUCGGGCCAUUGUACGGGAUCCUAAAAUCUUGCUACUUGAUGAAGCUACUUCUGCCCUGGACACAGAAAGCGAAAAGACAGUGCAGAUUGCUCUGGACAAAGCCAGAGAGGGUCGGACCUGCAUUGUCAUUGCCCAUCGCUUGUCCACCAUCCAGAACUCAGACAUCAUCGCUGUCAUGUCACAGGGGGUAGUGAUUGAAAAGGGGACCCAUGAAGAACUAAUGACCCAGAAAGGAGCUUACUACAGGCUGGUCAGCACUGGAGCCUCCAUCAGUUGACCCAACUCAAGACCUUCACACCCAGAUAAUGCACCAAGUACAGAAGUGCUGCAGAUUGUUGUAUCUUUAUGGAGAGAUGUUAAAGUUUCAUCAACAUAGUCACAGCUGAGAUCUAAGCUAAAUUCUAAUGGCCUUCAGUAGUAAUUCAGUUUGAAAUAUCUAGAUAGAAAAGAAAGAUGCUAGGGUCAGUGUGAGCGCAAAUUCAAGGUCAAGCAGCUGCCUAUCUACCACACAGAGCUUUUCUAGGUAGGAGCUUGUCACACUCACCCAUGAAGAAGUUACUGAGCUGUCACAAAGUGAACGACUGAAUUCCUCUAAGACGGAGGAUUAGCUUUUGCAUUUUUUAAAGCUACACUGUUUAUUGAGCUGAAUCAAGGUCAAAUGUGAAAAGAGCUAAAGGUCAAAGGUUAAUGGUAUUUCUUAGCUAAGUUUUGUUGUUUGUUGCUGUUUUCCAUAUGAAAUCAAAUUUAUUUCUGUCUAAGUCUUUGAGUAAGGAAGGGAGCACUUUCACACUCUGGAAGCCCUGAGGCUGAGGGAAGGCAAAGGUAGGUAUAGACCAGCUGGCAGGUGUGUUGAUUUAGGCCCAACACUUAAGGUGUGGAUGUCACUAUACAAUGCAGGAGGAUCUGCCAGUGUGGAGUAGGGGCUCUCUACUAGGCCUUUACCCCGCACCCCAAGCCCAUAUCACCUGCUAUCUCUUAUUUCUAUGAAAUCCUGUUCAUGAACUGAAACUUGAACAUUUUACUUUGCUUUAGCUUCCCAAAUUAUCCAGAAAAAUAUCCAGUUAGACAUGGUAGAAAAGCAUUCAUGUUUGUCCUGUACCCUCAGAAUACCACUGACUGGUGUUAAAGGCACAUAGCCACAAGAAUAAAGAAGACAAAAUGAUCCCAGCAACAAAAUGUGUGACUAAUGGAAGUAGAAGAUGAGAGAAAAUUAAAAUGUAAUCUGUUAGUUGGGGAAAACAUGUAGACCUCCCAUUUUGUACUUCAGAUCCCUGGAAAAACUGAGAUGUAAAGCCCCAGGGUUCUUCUGGAGGGAGGAGGCAGAGGGAUGGAUGGGGCUGAAGUGAGACUAAUGGGCUGCAAGCCUGUGUAAAGUCAGGUGUACAGCCUGCUCUUGCAGCCACCUGCUUGCCUUUCCCAGUCACAACAGAAUACUGGCUACUUCCUCCUUUGCCCACAGGCAGGUGUGAGCACAGGGACACAAGCUGUAAUUGAAGAAGUAAUGUACAGGAGACAAGGGAUUGAACUCAAGACUGUAUGUGACCAGAAACUCUCUUAACCUCCAUCUUCUGGCAGGGGAUCAAAGAAUAAAUCUCUGGGGCAAUUGGUCAACAUAGGAAAAGA
Molecule: messenger RNA, 5456 nt
Organism: Nannospalax galili (Upper Galilee mountains blind mole rat)
Lineage: Eukaryota; Metazoa; Chordata; Mammalia; Rodentia; Spalacidae
Gene: Abcb11
Product: ATP binding cassette subfamily B member 11
Exons: 28
Coding region: 145-4110 (1321 amino acids)
Biological process (GO): transmembrane transport
Cellular component (GO): membrane
Molecular function (GO): ATP hydrolysis activity; ATP binding; ABC-type transporter activity
Source: RefSeq, a predicted model, not a curated record